This is a messenger RNA of Aspergillus pseudotamarii, 268 nucleotides long. RefSeq lists its product as uncharacterized. The record is from RefSeq and is a predicted model, not a curated record. The coding region runs from base 31 to 246 and encodes 71 amino acids. The transcript has 2 exons. Lineage: Eukaryota; Fungi; Ascomycota; Eurotiomycetes; Eurotiales; Aspergillaceae.
CCUCUUGGGUACUACUCGAGAGUUUUUAACAUGCGACGUGUUGAGAGUACUACUGGUAUCGACAUAUAUUUAUCUACCCCAGUCUUCUGUUGUUCAACUUCCCACUGUGGUUCUAAUGCGUCUUCUGCAUGUCCUUCCUGGGCUGCUACCCCGCUAUAUCCUCAAGUCGGGCAUUGCGGAGUGCAGAAGCCACGAAAAAGCAACCACCGUACCAACUACUAUGAAGACUUAUACCACUGGCUCUGAAGGUUAGAGGAGAUUGUAAUAU